Nerophis lumbriciformis (worm pipefish) is the source of this 330-nucleotide messenger RNA. The record is from RefSeq and is a predicted model, not a curated record. Lineage: Eukaryota; Metazoa; Chordata; Actinopteri; Syngnathiformes; Syngnathidae.
AUGAUUAAAGAGAAAACGGGAGAGGAAGCUGGCGCUUUCCAGCCACGCUUCGCAGCAAAAACACACGCGUACACAUGUAUGCGACAGAAAAAAGAAAAAAAAGAAAAAGAAAAAGAAAAAAGAAAAAAGAAAGAAAGAAAGAAAGAGAAAGAAAGUGAGAAAGAAAGCGAGGAAGAAAGAAAGAAGGAAGGGAAGAGGGCGAGAGAGAAAACAGAAAAAGAGAGAAAGAAAGGAAGCGAAAGAGAACGCAAGAGUGAAAGCGAGAAAGAGAGAAAGGAAGAGAGCAAGAGAGAAAGAGAGAUAGAAAGAGAAAGGAAGGAAGCGAGUGAA